This is a messenger RNA of Dentiscutata heterogama, 447 nucleotides long. NCBI's taxonomy places the organism in Eukaryota, Fungi, Glomeromycota, Glomeromycetes, Diversisporales, Gigasporaceae. The record is from the annotation of a GenBank genome assembly.
AUGCAGAACUUGUGCUCUAAAGAAGAAAAGAUAUCAGAGGUAAUAGUUAUACCACAGCCAGAUGCUGAGCCUGAGAGGCGCUUCACUUUGCAUGAUAUACCUGAUCCUGUAAUGGGUCAGUCCAUAAAUGGAACAUCUACUACCCAGGACUUAUCUGGAUUCACUAAAGUGGAUAUUUUUUCAAUAACGAAGGACAAAAAAUCUCAAUCACAUAAAAAGAGGAAAGUGGAGAAUAUUGUACAGGAUGCAUUUGAUUUUACAGCUACUUUGGAGAUUUCGAAUGAUCAGAAUAAUAUAUUGGAGAAGCAAGCAAAACUCUUGGUUUCAGCAACACAGGCUGAGGAUGACUUUGACAAAAUGAUCAUAGAAGCUUUCGAGGAAGAAGAGGCUAGGAUAGAGAAAGAAAGACAGAACAAGGCGACAUUAAAUAUAGUAACUCCAGCUAAG